AUGGACCCUCCUUUAUUUGAUGGGAGAGGCGAUCCAACUCUGGCAGAGGAUUGGAUUCAGGACAUUGAGGAGAUUUUGCGAGUCCUAACCUGUAUUGAGGAGCAAAAAGUGGCGUACGCCACAUUCAAGCUUACUGGGGAAGCGAAGAGGUGGUGGAUCUCUGAAAGAUCUAUCAGGGAAGUAGAGGGGACAGAGAUAGUCAGUUGGCUGCACUUCAAGCAGAUUUUUCUUGAGCGCUUUUUCCCUAGCUCAUUCCGUGAGGACAAGGCUAUGGAAUUUGCCACCUUGGUUCAGGGAACAAUGACGGUUCAUCAGUAUGCUACUAGGUUUACUGAGUUAUCCUGUUUUGCUACUUAUCUGAUUCCCGAUGAGGAAAAGAAGGCACGCAAAUUUGAGCAAGGACUGAAUGAGAAACUGUAUGAGCGUGUGGUGGGUUUCCAGAUUCGGAACUUCUCAGAAUUGAAUGCUAAUUACACAUUUCAACAUGGCAUGGAAGGCGAGUUGUCUCUCAGCAAUACCUCCGUUACAAGCAGAUUUCUGGGUACGGAGGAUAAUAGACCCUUAGUUGGGCAAACUGAAUCGCCAGCUACAUCUUCAGAUGUUGAAUAA
This is a messenger RNA of Juglans regia (Persian walnut), 609 nucleotides long. RefSeq lists its product as uncharacterized. The record is from RefSeq and is a predicted model, not a curated record. Bases 1 to 609 code for a protein of 202 amino acids. NCBI's taxonomy places the organism in Eukaryota, Viridiplantae, Streptophyta, Magnoliopsida, Fagales, Juglandaceae. The transcript has 2 exons.